This is a messenger RNA of Aspergillus brunneoviolaceus CBS 621.78, 1089 nucleotides long. RefSeq lists its product as uncharacterized. The record is from RefSeq and is a predicted model, not a curated record. Bases 1 to 1089 code for a protein of 362 amino acids. The transcript is spliced from 4 exons. Lineage: Eukaryota; Fungi; Ascomycota; Eurotiomycetes; Eurotiales; Aspergillaceae.
AUGGUCUCAUCAACCAGAUACCUCCUCACCCUCCCUCUCCUCCUGGGACCGGCGCUGUCGACCCAGGUCUGCCCACGCCUCCCAGGCAUCCAAACCUUCCCAACCACCGCGCAAGCCGGCCCAGCCAACGGCCGCUUCACCUCGUGCGAUAACGCCUUCGACAGCCCCAAAGUCCAAACCUACUUCGACGCGAUCGGCAGCGACGGGGUCUCCUCGCUGGCCGUGGUCUUCUUUAUCGAGGCGAACCGGUCCGGCUUCAGCGUGACGGAGAACUUCACCAACGUGGACUUCGUGCAGAUCUCCGGCACCUUCGCCAACGGGACCACCUUCGCCGAUUUCCUGUUCGCCGACGAAGCGGCCCUCGUGGCUACCAUGGGCGACGGGUCGAGCGGACGCUGGCCCGGCACAGGGGCCUCCUGGGCCGGCAGCCCGGACCUGUCCGAUUACCUCGUCACACUGGAGGCGAGCCACUUGGGCUUCGAGGGGACGUUCUCCAUGCACUCAGUGGCGCCCCCGCACUACCCCUGCAGCCCUAAGCGCGCCAACCAGCCCCUAGAGGUUCUCCCGGGAGUAGGCUGGGCCAACGCCGUCCCCGACGCUGACGUGACGGUCAACAUGACGGUGCAGGGCUCGCCGUUGAGCUUCAUCGGAACCGGAUAUCACGAUAAGAACUGGGGUGUCACCCCCUUCACCACGGCAGUCGGAAGCUGGUACUGGGGCCACGCGCGCAUGGGCCCGUACUCCCUGGUCUGGCUGGACGCGCUGGAUCCGAACCAGACCGAGUACGCGAGCGGCUACGUGGCCUACCAGGGCCAGAUCGUGCACGCCGCGUGCGGCGCGAUAAAGGUGCGUCCGACGGGGGCGAACGUGAGGUUCCCGCCGCAGGGGGACGAUGCGCUGCCCCAGGGGUUCCGGAUCGAGGUCGAUCUCGGGGAGGAGCGAGGUGGCGUGCUGGAGGCGGAGCUCGCGGCGAAUCUGGCCACGUUGGCCAAGCCGGGGUACGGACGGUGGAUUGGGACCGUGAAUGGGUCGGUUGGUGGGGUGCAGUUUGAGGGGGUGUCGGGGUAUGAGAUGUUUAAUUUCUUCUAG